Messenger RNA from Triticum urartu, 956 nucleotides. RefSeq names its product SHOOT GRAVITROPISM-like protein. Gene Ontology annotation, biological process: gravitropism. The record is from RefSeq and is a predicted model, not a curated record. Gene Ontology annotation, cellular component: nucleus. Lineage: Eukaryota; Viridiplantae; Streptophyta; Magnoliopsida; Poales; Poaceae.
AGAUGACGCCAGGGGCGUUCCGGUAAAAGCGCACGCUGCCUAGAUGCUCCUUGCUUUCGCUCGCUCGCUCGAUCGGAGGAUGUAUAAACACCCAUAUAUAGUAAUCCCAUACGCAGCGUAACGCAUAACACCUAACUAAGCUAGGCUAACAAGCCAAAGCACAACGCGGGGAAGCAGGCGGGAGAGAGGGAGGUAUACCUCGCUGCUUGGCCUCGAUCUUCCAUGGAGGAGCAAGGGGAGAGGGGGCUCCAGCUGCUGCUCCCCGCAGCCGCUGCUCGGGUGCUCCGGGAAGCGCCGGCCAGCGCCGCCACCGACCACCAGCAGCUGGACCUCGACCUGUCCAUGAGCAUUGGGCCGAGGCAGCAGCAGCUGCAGCUGCCACGGCCGGCGCCGCCGACUCCACCGGCGAACGAGAGCAGGAGAGCGGCGGCGACUGUGGCCGCCAGCGCUGCGACGGCGAGGCAGCUGCAGCAGCAGCAGGUGACGGUGGACGUCGGCGCCGUGAAGCAGCAGACGGCGGAGCAGGCGCGGAUGGCGUCGGCGGAGCGCGCCUACGCGGAGCGCGUCCGGGAGCUGGCCAAGCGGGAGCUGGAGCUCGCCGAGAGGGAGUUCGCGCGCGCCAGGAUGAUCUGGGAGCGUGCCCGCGAGGAGGUGGAGCGGGUGGAGCGGAUGAAGCAGAUCGCCGCCAGGCGGCUCGGCUCCGCCGCGUCCGCCGCCGCGCUCGAGAUCACCUGCCACGCCUGCAUGCAGCGCUUCCAUCCUUAAUUAGGUCGACAUGGUCGGUCGGAGAUCGAUGCUUCCUGCUCGCCAUUGCUAGCUGUAACUCUCUCUCUCUCUCUCUCUAUCUUUCUAUCUCUCGUAUCUCCUGUCUUGUGAGUGCCAGUCACCUUCUGUUUGAGACGAUAAUCAUCUGGUUGAUGCAUGCAGCAAGGAAGCGGUUAUUCCUCCUUACUCUA